AUGGCUGAGGGCAGCGAGCUGAUGAACAGGCUCAUGAGCGAGAACGCGGACCUGAAGAAGCAGGUGCGCCUGCUGAAGGAGAACCAGAUGCUGAAGCGGCUGCUCAGCGAGAGCUGCCAAGAGAGCUGCAGCCGCGGGGGCCGAGAGCCCCUCUUCCCCCGGGGCCCUGCCUACCCUGAGGCCUGCUCCCCGGGGUGUGCAGGUCCAGACUUUGGAAGGUUCGGCAGUGUCCCCGACCCACCCUCCCAGAUGCCGACGUCCUCCCUGGAGGACCUGCUGUGCUCGCACGCCCCCCUCUCCAGCGAGGACGAAGCCUCCCCGGGCUGUGCCACCUCCUCCCAGGUGACCUUCAAGGCCUUCAUCGGCGCCCCGGAGCUGCACGCACGGGGCACCGACAGGAAGCUGUCUCCACUCCUGAGCCCCCUGCAGGACCCGCUGGUGGACAAGACCCUGCUCGAGCCCAGGGAGAUGGUGCGGCCCAAGAAGGUGUGCUUCUCAGAGAGCAACCUGCCCACCGGGGACAGGACCAGGCGGAGCUACUACCUCAAUGAGAUCCAGAGCUUCGCGGGUGCUGAGAAGGACGGCCGCAUUGUUGGAGAGAUCGCCUUCCAGCUGGACCGGCGCAUCCUGGCCUACGUGUUCCCAGGCGUGACGCGGCUCUACGGCUUCACCGUGUCCAACAUCCCUGAGAAGAUCAAGCAGACCUCCAUCAAGUCCCUGGACGGCUCGGUGGACGAGAAGAAGCUGCGGGAGCUAACGCACCGCUACCUGACGCUGACGGCCCGGCUGGAGAAGCUGGGCUACAGCCGCGAGGUGCACCCCGUCUUCAGCGAGUUCCUCAUCAACACCUACGGCAUCCUGAAGCAGCGGCCCGACCUGCGUGCCAACCCGCUGCACAGCAGCCCCGCCGCGCUGCGCAAGCUGGUCAUCGACAUCGUGCCGCCGAAGUUCCUGGGCGACUCGCUGCUGCUGCUGAACUGCCUGUGCGAGCUCUCCAAGGAGGACAGCAAGCCGCUCUUCGCCUGGUGAGCCGCGCCGCCUGUCCCUCCUGCAAUAAAUACGUUUGUUCCAAACCCGGGGGCCGCCGUGCUCCUGCAUGUCCCUCCCGCAGGGGACGCUGGUCUGCUGGCGCUGCAGCGGGGAAAGGCCCUCCGCGGCCAGCCGCACUCCGGGGCACCGCGCAGCCCGCCGCCACCCACAGUCGAGGGCACCUGUCGCCUUAUUAAAAGCAUG
This is a messenger RNA of Sciurus carolinensis (gray squirrel), 1233 nucleotides long. It is a transcript of the gene Spatc1l, whose product is annotated as spermatogenesis and centriole associated 1 like. The transcript has 4 exons. Bases 1 to 1029 code for a protein of 342 amino acids. NCBI's taxonomy places the organism in Eukaryota, Metazoa, Chordata, Mammalia, Rodentia, Sciuridae. The record is from RefSeq and is a predicted model, not a curated record.